AUGUGUGUGAUCUUGAACCCACCUCUCCUUUCUUCUCCGUUAUUAGGAAUCUCAUUCGAGACAUUCGUGAUGGCUAUAGUGAAGGGAGGGGGAAACAAGGAUCCUUCAAGCAUACCUUCAAUGACAUUUUCUUCAACUUCAUCCAUUCCUAGGAGCUUUAAGUACGAUGUGCUUCUGAGUUUUAGAGAUGAAGACACUCGCACCAACUUCAUCGAUCAUCUUUAUUCUUCUCUUCAGAUGAAAAGCAUUUACACUUACAAGGAAGAUGAGAGAACUAAUAAAGAGAAAAGGAUCAAUGAUGAGCUCAUCAGAUCCAUUGAAGACUCAAGAUUCUACAUCAUUAUUUUCUCAAAGAACUAUGCAUCUUCUUCUUGGUGUUUGGAUGAGCUUGUGAAGAUAAUGGAGUGUGACAAAUAG
Messenger RNA from Lactuca sativa (garden lettuce), 417 nucleotides. The record is from RefSeq and is a predicted model, not a curated record. Lineage: Eukaryota; Viridiplantae; Streptophyta; Magnoliopsida; Asterales; Asteraceae.